UUUCUAGACUGUUUGGUCUCGUAGACACCAUUAAAAAUUCAUUCUUUUAUUGUCGUGUGAUGCUUCAUAAUAUUGUAGAGAACUUGUGUGUUUACUUGUGGUGAGUAAUUUAUAGGCAAGCAGGACGAAAGAGAACACGAUGAAGAGGGAGCUCUUCAAUGCUUUGGAAAGAGAUGAUUUUGAUACCGUUAAAAGUUUAUUUGCCCAGGAUUUUCGUGUUCUGCUUGACGUCACUUUCCAAGGAGAUACUCCUCUGCAUAUUGCGGCGCGGCAAGGGCAUCAAGAUAUUGCUGGGUGGAUUCUUAAAGAGAAACCCUCUUUCGCUGGAGCUCGAAACAAUGAUAACUGUAGGCCACUUCACGAAGCUGCUAAAUGCGGUAAUGCAGACCUAGUCAAAAUUCUCCUCCAACAGAAAAAGAGUUGUGCCUUCCAUUAUAAUAAGUUUGGAGAGACACCUCUGGUAAUAGCUUGCAAGUAUGGCCACAAGGAAACAGUCGAGCUUUUGUUGCAAGCCAACUCAAAUAAAAAUGCAAUCGGAUGGUAUCGAUCUAUUAGAGAGGCAGCUUACAGGGAAUAUACAGGUGCAACCUCCCAUCUGCAUGCAGCCGUGAAUGGACGAAAUCCUGAAAUUGUAAAAGCAAUACUUGAUGAUAGUGCCUGGCAUAGUGACUUAAUGACAAAAAAGGAUAAGUAUGGAAGGUGCGCAGUUCAUGUAGCAGCCAUGAAAGGUCUUUCGGACAUAAUCGCUGAAUUUAUGUUUAGAAUGCCUGACUGUCUCGAAAUCCGCGCUUGGGAUCAGAAAUCUGUUCUACACAUUGCCGUGGAAUAUAAUCAAACUGAGAUAGUAAGGAUCAUAUUAGCAAACAAAGGGGAAGAAAGAGUGAAGGAAUUGGUGAUCCGCGACCACGACGUUUUUCACAACACAGCUUUACAUUUGGCUGCAAAAAAUGGAGUCGAUCUCCAGCUAUUGGAACUUCUCCUCCCAUUUCCAGGGGUGGACGUGAAUGCCCUGAACGAUGAAGGCAUGAGUGCCGUUGACAUAGCUUCAGCAACAGCUCAACACGACACCAAUUGUGCCAUCAUCGUAGGGAAACUGGUACAUGCAGGAGCUAUUCAGUCGAGUGUCAUACCAAAACCUACUACUACUUGUGCUCCAUGUUAUGGUUCGAUCCGGAGGAAAGAGAGAGAUAGCGUUGAUCUACACAUGGUAGUGGCAUCACUGAUUGCUACCGUCACAUUUGCAGCCAUUUUUCAAGUUCCGGGGGGAAUUGAGGAUAACAGAGGUAGCAUUCAGUAUGGAGGUGCGAGGAUGGCACAUCAUAAACUUUUCAAAUUGUUCAUAUUAUCUGACACUGCGGCCUUGACUACUUCGCUAAUAGUGGUGGUCGCCUGGUUACUCCGACAACAAUUGCCAGACUGGUUCCCUUUCGUGGUGUCCCAUCUGUCCGAGGUGAGUUUGCCAGUCUCAAUCGUGUGGACUAUAGUAGCAUUCACGAGCGCCACAAUUAUCAUCAUAAUACCUCGUAAUAUUGAGAUUCUAAAAAUCAAGAACAAGAAAGCUUUCUUGAAAUAUAAUUCGCUUUUGCAAUACGAUGUCUUUCUUGCAUCCAUUCCACCACUUUAUGUUUUGUCAAUGUUUUUGGCUACGAUGGCUCAAAUUAUUAUGAGCAGGAAAUUCAACAGUUUCAGCAGGGCGAAAGUUAUAAUCAGCAUCUCCGUUCAAUUGUGUAUAGUCACGAUCUUUAUUAUUUACGCUACUCUUAUAUGAGCAAUUAUAGGAGACGACUGUAUUUUAAAAAUAACGAUUCAGUCUCUUUAUUUGGAGACAUAUGCACAUCGUAUGAAGUUCCACAUAUGUAAUUCCAGAGUUCAGUUUUAUAUUUAUUUAGACGCAGGUUGUUUAUGA
Molecule: messenger RNA, 1906 nt
Organism: Cryptomeria japonica (Japanese cedar)
Lineage: Eukaryota; Viridiplantae; Streptophyta; Pinopsida; Cupressales; Cupressaceae
Product: ankyrin repeat-containing protein At5g02620
Exons: 3
Coding region: 140-1768 (542 amino acids)
Cellular component (GO): plasma membrane
Molecular function (GO): protein phosphatase regulator activity; protein phosphatase 1 binding
Source: RefSeq, a predicted model, not a curated record